AUGACGACGCCGAUGACGACGCGAACGAUCGCGUCGACGUCUUCCGCGUCGACAUGGUCGAGAACGACGCGCGCGAGCGGUCACGGCGUGGGAUCAUCUCGCGGUGUGUCCUCGCAUCGACAUCGGUGGCGCACCGAGGCGGUGCACGAGGACGCGUCGGCGGAAAUUUUAGCGAACAGGGCGCUGGAGAUGAUCGAGGAUGACGACGUGAUCGGGUUAUCCAGGGGCGAGCACUGCGCCGAGCUCGCGCGACGGCUGGGUGAGCGACGACGGGAGGGACUCGCGCCGCGCAACGUGCGCGUCGUUCCUUUGGAGGCGAUCGCGGCGAAGGAGUGCGCGGUGCACGGGUUGGAAGUGCGGUCGAUCGACGAGGCACCUGCGAUUAUGAAGACGUUCGCGCAACCGAGUGAGUGCGCGUUGGCGGAGGUGAACGGGAAGACGUCCAUUGCGGCGAUUUUUGGUCGGGAAACGACGCCGGUGCAACCGGACAUCGCUCGCGUCAAAGCGGCGCUGAAGAAGAGCUUGAAAGUGGUUCUGUUGAAAGAAUUCGUGAUGGAUCGAAUCGGCGGAUCGAUCCCACUCGUCGUCGACGCGGAAAAUUGGGAGGAACACGCCGAGGAGUUGGACGAUUUGUUCUUGGGAGAUGCCGAGGUGUGGAGACGAGGGGCAAAUUUUGACGCCAAUCCCCGCGGUGGGAGCAAUCCGUACGUCUCCGCCGACGGCUCGCACACGCUCUUGGACUUACGAUUCGAGGACCCGAUCAAUGGUGGACGAUGGGAGUGCGGCUUGAUACUCGACGGCGAGCCGUGCGGACCGUACGAACUUCAGUACGCGCUCGAAAAUGACGUCUCGGGUGUGUCGGCGCACGGCAUCUACACCCAGGCGGAUGCGGUGAUAACGAUCAAUCCAGAGAGCAUGGAGGCAGUGAUAAUCUCUCGAGACGAGUGA
This is a messenger RNA of Ostreococcus tauri, 948 nucleotides long. RefSeq names its product Ribose 5-phosphate isomerase, type A. The record is from RefSeq and is a predicted model, not a curated record. NCBI's taxonomy places the organism in Eukaryota, Viridiplantae, Chlorophyta, Mamiellophyceae, Mamiellales, Bathycoccaceae. The coding region runs from base 1 to 948 and encodes 315 amino acids. The transcript has a single exon.